CGGAGGAGUGUUCCAUGGCGAGGGAGUCGCUUUCUUUCAAGGUGGCCAUGUGUACAAGGGAAGCUUUGCAAACGGUUUAAUGCAUGGACGUGGAGAAUACACCUGGGCGGACGGUUUGAAGUAUGAGGGGGACUUCGCGUCAAAUAUUCCAAUGGGACACGGAACCUAUACGUGGCUGGACGGUAGCACCUAUGAGGGAGAGAUAUACCAUGGCCUCCGUCAUGGUGUUGGAACUCACAAAUGUGCCAAGAUGUCUACUGUGUACAAAGGGCAGUGGCACCAAGGCAAAAGGCAUGGGAAGGGUACAAUAUAUUACAACCAAGAGGUCACAUCAUGGUAUGAAGGAGAGUGGCAAAACAACCGAAGAGAAGGUUUUGGAGUACUCCGUUAUCCAUCUGGAAACGUAUAUGAAGGACAGUGGAAAAACAAUAUUCAAAAUGGAGAAGGCAGGAUGAGAUGGAUUAAUCUGGGCCAGCAGUACAGUGGGCAGUGGGUUAAUGGUGUCCAGCAUGGACAUGGGAAACACACAUGGAUCCUGAGACGAGUUUCUGGUUCUCAGUACCCCCUCAGGAACGAGUAUAAAGGAGAAUUUGUUCAAGGCAUGCGUCAUGGAAACGGAUCGUUCUUCUAUGCAAGUGGGGCAGAGUAUUCUGGGGACUGGAAACGUAACAAAAAACAUGGCCAGGGAAAAUUCAUUUUCAAGAAUGGCCACAUAUAUGAGGGGGAGUUCAUUGAUGAUCGUAUGGCUGAUGGGGGUGACUUGCCCAGCAGAGCCAAACAGUUAAGUGGUAGCACCUCAAUACUCGGGUCCGACAUGGUUUUGAACAUACAGACACUACUAAAACAAAUGCCUGAAUCAAGAAGAGACCGAGAGCUCAGACAGGUUGAAUUUGCCAUAAUGAGACAUGCUACAUUGCUGAGAGCACUAUAUAGUCUCUACAGCGGCCUUGGGCACAACCACUCUCCAGACAACACUUUCCUGCUUACUCGCCUGCAGUUCUGGCGCUUUCUUAAGGACUGCAAUGUCCACCAGCAUGGAAUAACCCUAGCACAACUAGACCGCCUAACUGAUGAGGAUAUUUCUCCAGAGGAGGUUCAUUCCCCUUUCAGUGCAAUGUUACUGAGAAAGUAUCUUAGUUGUAUUGUCAUUGCAGCAUACCAUAUUUACUACAAACACAUUGAGUGCUCUGUCAAUGUGCUUGAAGUGUGCUUCUCCAGAUUCAUGAGGCAGAACAUCAUUCCCAACGCAAAGAAUAUUAAAGGAUCUCUUUUCUGCCACCCUGUCCAUGCUGUGAUCGGCAUGAAGUACAUUGACAGAUGCUGGGAGGUAUACCAGGCUUGGUGUAAAGCCAACACUUCUGCCCUCUCUGACCAAACCAUGACUGCCAGGCACUUCAUCUGGAUGUUUAAGGAUCUUGGACUGUUUGACAGUAAGAUAACUACACUGAGAGUACUGGAGAUUCUCUCAGAGGAGAAUCCUGAAAUCUACACCACCACUCACAGCAACCUAGAUUUGGAGAUUACAUUUCUUGAGUUCUUUGAGGCUCUUCUGAGUUGUGCUGAGGUCAAGAGAAUAUGUGGAAUCAGAACUGCUCAACAGAGCCAGUGUGGGCUGGAAUACCUGGGAGAGACUGUGAGGACAUUGAGAGGUGAAAGGAGAGACAGUUCCCCCCUCAGCCAAUGGAAUUCACCACAGAAUGAAGCAAAAGUAAAACCCUCAGACACCAUUGUUUCCUCUGCAGCUGGCAGUGAUCUGGAGACUAUCAAAACUACAGCGGCAAGACAUUCAUCUCCAAGUGAAGAGGAUGGGCAAAGUCUUAAAAAUCAGGAGACCAAUCCAGUAACUAAGAUGGCGGUGUCAAAUACAACUUGGGACGAGAUGGAAUCAAACAAAGAAGCUACAAGCUGUCUGUCAGUCAUUCACACCAAAAUGAGUAGACAACCUUGUAUUAUCAGCACAGUCUCAAGUCACUGUACAGACACUGCUGAAGGAGAGCUAGAGCGUUGGAUCCACAGGACCCAUCAGUUCUUCACACAGACCUUCUUCCCAGCCCACGAACACAAUCUGCUGCUGACAAAGGAGGUGCAGGAAGAACAACUAAGACGGAUUGGAAAUCACAAAACCGCUCUAGACGGGGCCAAGGAGACAGCCAGACAGAGAGAGCAGUGGGAGGCAGAGGAAGAGACACAAAGAGGAGGAAGAGGAAAGUGACGAGAGGGGAUCGUCAUCUUCGUGAUGAAGAUCUCAACCAUUCAUCCCCUGCUCUUAUGAGCCCAGUGACCUCUUCGGCUCUGAAACAACUACCCCCC
This is a messenger RNA of Electrophorus electricus (electric eel), 2310 nucleotides long. Lineage: Eukaryota; Metazoa; Chordata; Actinopteri; Gymnotiformes; Gymnotidae. The record is from RefSeq and is a predicted model, not a curated record.